Drosophila ananassae is the source of this 2175-nucleotide messenger RNA. RefSeq names its product integrator complex subunit 10 (gene IntS10). The transcript is spliced from 3 exons. The record is from RefSeq and is a predicted model, not a curated record. Gene Ontology annotation, cellular component: integrator complex. NCBI's taxonomy places the organism in Eukaryota, Metazoa, Arthropoda, Insecta, Diptera, Drosophilidae. Bases 186 to 2093 code for a protein of 635 amino acids. Gene Ontology annotation, biological process: snRNA processing.
CGUAGUAGUGUUCUUCUUUAGCCUACAGAUGGCGCUUUGUUUUGUUUUUCCAGCUGACUUGUGCCGCUUCCAGAGGACCGGAAUUUAGGGAUAUUACGAAUUUAAAGAAAAAACACAAAUAAAUAUAAUUAAAUAGUCCUAGUUUCUCUGAAGAAGAGACUACCCGGCAAGAAGAAACAAAAACCAUGACCCCCGACGAGGAAAAUGAAGCCUAUAUGGUAAAAGAGGCUCAGCGGCUCCGGAAGAGCGAUCCUUGCGCGGCCAAAGCCUGGAUAAUAACUGCCAAGACCCUGUUUCCCAAUGCCUUCACUGUUCAAUAUGAAGCAUACAUUCUAGAGCGCGAUAGCAAAAACUACGAGGAAGCGGCCAGGUGUUUCAGCAUUAUAGCCACCAACUUUCCCAAUCACCACACAGAACUUUGGCAGGAAAUCAAUGCGCUAACAAACGCCCUAAGGAACGAUACGGAGAGCUCCCCGGAACAGGAGUUCUAUGUGAAAAUGUACAAGCACUUGACCCCCGAAGUCCAACAUAACGUCUUCAUGCACACCAUCAAUAACUGCGGCGACAACCUGGAGCAGUGCAUCUCCAUUUACAUACUUAUGUUUAACAAGUUCCCUAAGUCGGCGGCAACCCAGGCACCCAGACUACUGGAAAUGGUUGUCGAGGGCAUGAAAACGGAACCAGAUUUGUAUCAGAGGGUUCUCGUAGAGGAGGUACUGCCUUUGAUUCAAAAUAAGCCACCAGAGCUACCGCCUCCAAUAGCCUGCCGGUUGUACACCAGUUCGCUGGAGUACUACCUAAGGCAGAUAAUGGACGAAUCAGAUAGUUCGGACUCGUGGAAGAAUGUCUUUAGGGUGCUAAUGAUCUGUGGACAGAUGAUGGGCUGGGAACCAUUUCUGCCAUUCAACAAAAACAUUAAUCUAAACGUUUACUGGGAGAGAUUGGUGGACAUUCUAUCGGGCAGUCCCAGUGGCAGUACCCAUGUGCUGUUCUACGCCACCACACUGUUUAUUUACUCGCUCCAUGGCUACAUACGGAACUGCAAAAUAAGAAUCGAAGAUGCCGAUGUUAGUCACGUACUAGUAGAGGGCUUCCUGGAGUGGACGCCGGAAAGUGAUGGCUCUGAUGUUCCCAGCAUGGAGCCACCGAAGUUCUCCCUCACCACUCCCAUUAGCUCAGAGUUGUCCCAGGCAUUCCUGCAAUCCGCCCAGUGCUGGCAGUUGCUCAAUACGGAUCAGUUUCAAAGAGACUUUAGUCAACUGAUGUUGGCUCUGCCGCUGUCACCAUGGAUUUCACGCUUCCUCUUCGAUUUGGCCAUUUAUUUCGGCCAUCGGGACGAGGCCAACAAACUGAUGUCGGAGAUGACCAACCAAAACAGUCUGGUGCAAAGUCUUCAGAUCCUGAGUCUCAAUCUUAUGCAGAACAGCAUGACUCUUCAAGGCUUCCAGUGCAUCUUAAAAAUCAUUUCCGAGUUACCUGCCACUCCAGUGGGUCAGCUAUUGGACAACAUGACGCUCAAGGGCCACCGACAUGUGGUGUUUCUUCCGCUGACGAGAUCCGCCUUGGUCCAGUACUGCGUGGGAGCGAUCGUUAGCCGUCUUGGCCGCAAGGUUUAUGAGCCAAACUGCCCCGACAGACUGCUAUCAGAUCUGCUGGUUCUCCAGCAGCUGAAUCUCCUCAACGAUGUCCUGCUCACCCAACAAAUCUUUACCCUGAUAAGACAGCGGAAGUCCUUCAACUUACGAACCCUAUCCACCUACAUAAUCUCCAUUGAUUUGAUCGAGGAACUUGCCCAUAUCUGGAACUCCCAGCAGGAGGACAACUUCGAGCUGACCAGUUCACCUACCAACGGUGCCAGUGGUGCCCCUGCGCCGAUUAGUUCAUCCGGUGGGGCACAAACCCGCCGAAUAGGAACUCGGGGGGCUGAUAAGGGAGCGAAGGAUGAGUUUAAGGCCAUCACUCGGCAGCAGAUAGCCCGGUGCAAUGAGAAUGUCAUUACUUUGCUGGCCAACUUCAUUAGCCAGGAGCAUAUUAUGUUGGCUCAGCACAUUUUCGGAAUAGCUCAGCCUGUCGAGACGAUUGUGAUUAAGUAAGUGAUGGUUUAAAAAGGUAAUUAGAUUAGAUUAGAUUAAGAUUAAAAUUUCAAAUUGAAAUAUAGCAUUUUCUAUACUACAA